Molecule: messenger RNA, 420 nt
Organism: Verticillium nonalfalfae
Lineage: Eukaryota; Fungi; Ascomycota; Sordariomycetes; Glomerellales; Plectosphaerellaceae
Gene: GOT1
Product: Golgi Transport
Exons: 5
Coding region: 1-420 (139 amino acids)
Biological process (GO): endoplasmic reticulum to Golgi vesicle-mediated transport; retrograde transport, endosome to Golgi
Cellular component (GO): Golgi cis cisterna; endoplasmic reticulum; Golgi membrane
Source: RefSeq, a predicted model, not a curated record
AUGUCGACCAUGUGGUUAUCGGAUUCGCAGAAGAUUGGUGUUGCGUUCUGCUCCGGCGGAGGUUUCUUCCUCAUCGGAGGCGUGAUGCUGUUCUUCGACAGAGCCAUGCUUGCCAUGGGAAAUAUCCUCUUCCUCAUCGGCCUCACCAUCAUCAUCGGCCCCCACAAGACUCUCCUCUUCUUCGCGCGGAAACAAAAAGCCAAGGGCACGGCGGCGUUCUUUCUGGGCCUGCUGCUGAUCUUGUUCCGGUGGCCGCUGAUCGGUUUCUGCAUUGAGUUGUACGGAAUCUUGAUCCUGUUCGGGGACUUCCUGGGCACGAUCGGCAGCUUCGCGCGGAGCAUCCCCGUGAUUGGGCCUUAUAUUGGGAUGCUGGUCGACAAGGCGGGUAUGGGCAGGCGGAACGCCGAGUUGCCCGUGUAG